AUGCCACCUCAUUCUGCCAGAAGACUCCGAACAGUUCUUCCAGCAAUGUCGAGAGUACGACAGGAUCGAGGUCAUCGAAUUCCUCAUGAGGUACGAGAAGCUGAUAUCAAGAGCGAAGUUGCCACUUUGCAAAGAUUGAGAGCAGGUGGGAUCUCUGUGCCGGAAGCUUGGCUGCCUGGAUAUCUGGAUGAUAGCAAAGAUGGUAUGCCAACAAUAUCACCUUUCCCAUUCGACUACUUCUUCUACACUUUCCUGCAAGGUCGACCUUGGCCGAUCCAGAAGACCCCUUUCUAUCCUAUGCGCUUACCAGAGGAGGAUAUCAAAAAAUACAUCGAAGCAUACGCUUUACAUCAAAUCAAGAUGUCGCAUUUUGUACUGCCCCUCAAUCAGAUCAGAUGUCUGCAAAUGAACAAAAGCGGUGAGGAAGUUGGACCCAUCAUCACUAGAGGAACGUUCCAAAAACCUGAACCACCUUAUCUUCUUGGUCCAUUUUCAACUCAGAAAGAACGUUACCUAUCUCAUAUAGAUACCACGCUCGACUAUAUCUUGAUGGGAGCAGUUGGGGAAUCUGGGCCUAUCGACUCCUAUUUGUGGCAUUUAGAGAUGCGCGAGCUAGUCGAGCACUCCAAAAUCCUCGCCAGACCUAUCACCGAGGUAUAUAUCAAACAUGAUGAUGAAAAAGGUGAUCAACUAUUAUGGGACGACCAUGGGAAGGCCUGUGGAGUGUUGGACUGGCAAUGGGCGUAUACCACAACCAAAGCCGAAGCGUUUGCUGCUCCCCCUCUGCUUUACGAAAGCAUCAACCUUUUCUCAGGUGAAAAUAGUAUGACAGAGGAAGAGAAUUUUCUCAUUGGAUGUUACCGCAAGUAUGGAAGGCCUGAUCUGGGGGAUUGUGUGGAAAAAGGAAGAUUAUAUCAAAGAUUGAGUUUCAUAGGGCGCUGGUAUGACUUUUACAAGAAGAUAGGCUUCAGAGAACCGUUCGAGCCGGAUCUCCCAUCUGACUUUCACCCUCCACUAGACGACGUCGAUUGGCAAGAGAGGGCCAAGGUUGAUCAACGAGCAGACGAUACUAGAUUAGACGACGGUGGUAAAGAAGAGGUAGCGAUGAGAGCUGGAUGUGAUGAAAUUGCCAACAUGGUCUUUGACCAUAUAGUGCAGCAGGCAGAUACGUCAAAGGAAGGCUGUAAUACCAAUGACUAA
Kwoniella mangroviensis CBS 8507 is the source of this 1200-nucleotide messenger RNA. RefSeq lists its product as uncharacterized. The record is from RefSeq and is a predicted model, not a curated record. Bases 1 to 1200 code for a protein of 399 amino acids. The transcript is spliced from 5 exons. NCBI's taxonomy places the organism in Eukaryota, Fungi, Basidiomycota, Tremellomycetes, Tremellales, Cryptococcaceae.